CUUCUCCUCCUUUCUUCCUUCUCCGAGUAUUCUAAAUUUAUUUUUAUAUUUUUCUUUAAUUUUUCUUAAAAUCUUGGACGAUGAAGGACAGGUUUACAAGCACUAUUCUUCAAAGCGAGGAACUCGCUAAGUAUCUUUUAGAAACAAGUGCGUAUCCUAGAGAGCACGAACAACUCAAAGAACUCAGGGAUGCUACUGUCGACAAGUAUCAGUAUUGGAGCCUGAUGAAUGUGCCUGCUGAUGAAGGCCAAUUUCUUUCAAUGCUACUGAAACUGAUGAAUGCAAAGAAAACAAUUGAAGUUGGAGUGUUUACUGGAUACUCACUUCUUUCAACUGCUCUUGCUCUUCCAGAUGAUGGAAAAAUUAUUGCGAUUGAUCCAGAUAGAGAAGCAUAUGAGACUGGGUUGCCAUUUAUUCAGAAGGCAAAUAUGACCCAUAAAGUCCAAUACAUUCAGUCUGAUGCCACCGCAGUUAUGGAAAAGUUUUUAGCCGAGGGAGAAGAAGGGACAUUCGAUUUUGCAUUUGUUGACGCAGAUAAGGAAAACUACAUACAUUACCAUGAGCAGCUGCUAAAGCUAGUAAAAGUUGGUGGAAUUAUAGCUUAUGACAACACAUUAUGGGCUGGUACUGUAGCAUUGUCCGAGGAUGAUGAAAUGGUUGAUUACUUAAAGGGAUGCAGAGGUUACAUAAUGAAACUCAACACAUUUUUAGCAGCCGAUUCUCGUAUUGAAUUGGCUCAGCUUUCAAUUGGUGAUGGACUCACUCUUUGCAGGCGCAUUAAAUAGCUCCAACAAAAAUUAUUUAUACGCCUGUUCGAUUAUUAUCGUCUUUUAUAUGUGUAUUUGAGUGUAUACAUACACAGACAUAUUGUUAUUUGAAGUUUAUGUUGCAUGUAUUAAUUUCAGAUGUUGUUGAUCAUUUUCUCGGAUUAAAGUUUACUGUUUCUGAAGUUGUUGGUCCUUUAUUUUUUUGAUGCUGUAAAUGAUAUAAAAGGACAAUUGUUGUUGCUUGUUCAA
Olea europaea var. sylvestris is the source of this 1016-nucleotide messenger RNA. RefSeq names its product flavonoid 3',5'-methyltransferase-like. The record is from RefSeq and is a predicted model, not a curated record. The transcript is spliced from 5 exons. Gene Ontology annotation, molecular function: O-methyltransferase activity; S-adenosylmethionine-dependent methyltransferase activity. The coding region runs from base 81 to 785 and encodes 234 amino acids. NCBI's taxonomy places the organism in Eukaryota, Viridiplantae, Streptophyta, Magnoliopsida, Lamiales, Oleaceae.